Molecule: messenger RNA, 2290 nt
Organism: Maylandia zebra (zebra mbuna)
Lineage: Eukaryota; Metazoa; Chordata; Actinopteri; Cichliformes; Cichlidae
Source: RefSeq, a predicted model, not a curated record
ACACACAUUUCAUUUCAGUUCAGAUCUCUCUGGACACAAAUUGCUCCAAACUGCUGGAUUGACUCCUUUUUCAAUCCCCUGAAUCAACUUGACCUUCUCCGUCGAUCCGUCUUUGUGUCAGUCUCAACCUGUCUGUCCUGAAGUUUGUCGGGUUCAUCAAAUUCACGCUGACAUUCAGUGACUGAGGCUGAGCAGGAACGCUCACACUCACAGCUGGAGAGUGGCCGUCAUUCAUCACAGAUCAUCUGAAUACGUGCAUCUGUCAGCUGUUAAAUCUGCUGCUCCUACAUCCUGAGGAUCAACUCUGAAGAGGAGGAGUGCCUGGCUUACUAGCACCUCACCAACAAGAAGAAAGCAUCCAUCAGUUUAACUUCAGUCUACAAUCAUCAGGCUAUCACUGGAUUAGAAGUUUCCUUUCUCUGUAUCCUAAAUCAGGUGGAUAUUGCCCAGCUCACAGUUUAGCAGUGAGUAAGGAAUUUGAGUUGUAAUCAGUCAUGGCAGACUGGAGCCUACUGGGAAACUUCCUGGAGGAAGUACAGGAGCACUCUACCUCUGUUGGCAAGGUGUGGCUGACCAUCCUGUUUAUCUUCCGAAUCCUUGUUCUCGGGACAGCAGCUGAGUCAUCGUGGGGAGAUGAACAGGAAGAUUUUAACUGUGACACUGAACAGCCAGGCUGUGAGAACGUCUGUUAUGACCGAGCCUUCCCCAUAGCACACAUACGAUACUGGCUGCUCCAAAUUGUAUUUGUAUCCACUCCCAGUCUGAUCUACAUGGGCCACACUAUGCACACUGUCCUCAGAGAGGAGAAAAGAAGGAACAGGGAGGAGGAGGGAAGAGAGGAGGGAGGGGGAGAAGAAGACCUAGGAGGAGGUGAAGGAGGAGGUGGAGUUGGAGAGAAACAAGAGAGGAAAGGGGAACGAGAUGGAAAUGAAAAAAAUGAAAGUCACUCAGCAGGUCGAAUUCGCCUGAGGGGAGCACUGCUGCAGACAUAUGUUCUGAGUAUACUGAUACGCAGCAUCAUGGAGGUGGUGUUUCUGUCUCUUCAAUAAUUCCUGUAUGGAAUCUUUCUCAAUCCUCUGUACGUCUGCAAGGCAUGGCCAUGUCCACAUCCAGUUAACUGCUAUGUCUCCAGACCUACAGUAAAAAAUGUCUUUAUAGUGUUCAUGUUGGUCGUGUCAGCUGUCUCUCUGGUCCUCAGUGUGCUUGAACUACAUCACCUGGCAUGGAAACAUUGUUGCAGAUUCGGUUCCAAUAAGUAUUUUAAGCCUUCAGUGAUUCAGAUUUACUUCCUGGAAUUUACCAUUAGAACAAAUGGAAUGAAGAAAACAGGGAUUGGUUUCCACUUUGUGCAUAAUUUUAAAUCUUACAUUUUCCCACUGGUUCACUCUGUUUAUUGCAGGUGGUUCUUGUGCUCUGCAAAAGCCAACAAAGCAGCCAACACCUCUCUGAGCCGACAGCUCUCUUUGUCUCCUCCACCACCAUCGACACCACCUCCAGAUUUCAACCAGUGCGUGACUGGCUCCACACACUUCCUACCCCUCCCCUUCCCCAACCACCGACUAGCAAACCAACAAAACUCUGAAAACAUGGCUACCGAGCAGAACAAAAUGGCAGCCGCAGUGGAAGAGGUAAACUUCCUCCAAAUGAGCUGCUAUUCGCAUGGAUGGCAGAAGACCAAUGACGGUCAGAUCCAAGAUGGGAGAUACCUGAGACCCGAUGCUAACUGCUAUACCCCCGAGAGCAGGGACGUCGGCUGUGUUCAGAUCCAAAAUGGUGGCCCAGAUGUGCUGCUGCAUAAGGACAAGCGAAGAUACAGCAAAGCCAGCGGAACGAGCAGCCGAACUAGAGCAGAUGACCUCGCAGUUUAGAAAAAAAAUUAAAAAAUAGAUAAUAGAUUUACAAACCUGCUGAAAAAACCCACACAUGCCUAAAAGACAAUCUAAAGCUGAAUAAGUCCGUCCACCUUAGCUUUCAUGACAUGAUUCAUUUUAUCUAAGGAAUCGUACAGAUGAUGACUAAUUCCUUUUAUCUUCUUCCUUCCAACAUUAUACGGCUCCUAAUGACUUAAACGAUGGUCUUUACCCAACAUCUGAGUAAUCGCCCUGCACUAGGGAUUGAACAACUGGGCAGCAAUGUCUGGAGUUGUGGUGCUACACAGAUUGCUAAAUCCAUCAAGAAUAACUGGAUUGUGGCUUCUUCUUGAACUGAAACAAACAUGCACCUGAAGCUUGCACUGUUUAUAUGCUGAGACUUAAGUCACCAAAAAGGCCAUAAAAGGUGAAAAAAAAAA